Carya illinoinensis is the source of this 1418-nucleotide messenger RNA. RefSeq lists its product as uncharacterized. The transcript is spliced from 3 exons. NCBI's taxonomy places the organism in Eukaryota, Viridiplantae, Streptophyta, Magnoliopsida, Fagales, Juglandaceae. The record is from RefSeq and is a predicted model, not a curated record. Bases 155 to 1219 code for a protein of 354 amino acids.
CUAGGAUCAUCCAUCAGGUAAAUCUCCCGAAGUGGCAAAGUGUGAUUCGAGAGCAGCCUGUGACCAAUUUAUAACGUUAAAAUGGUCCCGCGAAACGUCGUAUCUAUUUGUUUUCCAUUUUGUCUUUUUCAUUUUUCGCCCAUAUCUUAGCUUCAUGCCCUUGUCGCAAGCACUUUGCGCAAGUUGGCCCGUCAUCUCCUCGCGGUUUCCCGGUCACCGAUCUCCGAUCACUGUUAGUCCAAGUGAGUACAGGAUGUCUGCUGGACUCGAUGGAGUCACAGGUCGAGCCAAGGCAGAGUGGACGCCUUCUCGUGAUGCCUAUUUGGUUGAGCUUCUUAUCGGGCAGCACAAUUGUGGGAGGACUGCUUACAAUGAAUUUAAAAAUGAAGUAAUUAGAUCUGUGACACGUGACUUCAACAAGAAAUUCGAUUUGAAUUUAGAAGAGAACCAGAUUAAGAACCGUUACAAUGUUAUGAAGAAAGAUUAUGGUGUGGUAAAAACCUUGCUUGGUCACGAUGGGUUUGGCUGGGAUGAAACUCGACAUAUGGUUGUAGCUGAUGAUAAAGUUUGGGAUAACUAUAUUGCGGUACGAAGCGAAGCACGACCAUUUCGACGAAAGAGCUUUCCUCUGUAUAAACAAAUGACAGUUAUUUUUGAAGGUAAGUUCCCUUUUAUUUCUCCCUACCAUGUAAGUGUUCUAGCUAUCGUUGACACAUCUGGUGCAGGAGAGAGAUCUAACGGCAAAUACCAAUUACCAAGUGGAGUACCUGUGGCAACUGAAGAGGGAAAUAGCAACACAGAAACCGUGCGUUCUUCAGAGCCCAGUAACCUACCCACUCAAGUAGUUGAUGGCACCCUUGAUUCAGAUUCAAUCAUUCACGUAAAUGAUAUGCAACACAAGAAGCGCAAGUCUUUUGCUAUGACAGCACUAGGUCGUAAGAAAAGAGCAUGCUAUGCCUAUAAAGCUGGGGAGACGAUUGAAAAUGCCUUGUACGAGAUUUUCUCGGCAGCCAAGUUCAAAGCUAUGCAAAGGAAUGCAUCGAAUGAAAACACAUUGUAUCAGAAGUGCCUGGAAGAUUUGCAGCAAUUGGAAGAGUUGGAUGACACUGAGUUUACGAAGGCUGUUAAUGUUCUUAGGGAUGACAAAAAUGCAAUUGCAUUCAUGACAAUAAAAGGGCCCCGGCGUUUAACCUGGUUGAGGUCUCUAUGGCAAGCAUAGUUGCCUCCUAAAUGAAAUAGCUAUUCUCAAAAAAAAAAAAAAAAUGAAAAAAAGAAGAAAAGAAAAAUGGAUACAACGUUUCAAGAGAUUGUAUUUUCCUCUGUUGUAGAAGUUGCUAUGUUUUUCUACGAAUCUACCGAAGCUUUGCUCCUUGGGGGAUUGAUAUAACUGAAUCGAUAUUAAAAAUAUUUUUUUAACA